CUCAGCUCACAGGCUGCUGCUGGGCUGCAUUGUCCUGGAAAAGGGGGAAACAGAUGGCAAUUUAAUAGGAACCUGAUAGCAUUGUUUUGGGCUGGACAAGGGGUAGUCUCUGGGAAACUAGGAGAGAGGCUUUCAGCUACGGGGCACAACCACUUGGAGAAGGGCCUUCCUGUGGCCAUUGCCUCCCUCCCACCUCUGCCCUAGGGGGAGGUGAGAGGGGGUGGGAGUGCAUAGGCCUCUACUGUUUGCCUGCUGUGUGUGUGUCUCUGUGUGUGUGUGCUUGUGUGUGUGAGUGUGCACAUGUGUGUGAGUACAUGUGUGCAUACAUGCCCAUCUGUGUGUGUGUGUGUGUGUGUGUGUGUGUGUGUGUGUGUUGGGAGAAGGGCCAGGAUGAUGAAAGCCAAGUACAGGAAUGGCACUGGGGCAGGAAUGCCUAUGGUGGGGGAAGCACAUGUUAACCAGUAAUGCCCGUUCCUCUCUCCUUCCUCUUCCCUUGUUAGGUGCCGGCUGUGUGUUGCGAACUUGAAUGGCCCUUGUCUGAAUAGACACAGAAAUGACAACCUCGAGAGGAAAAAAGUAUGUUUUCGCACUGGAUAAAAGAUUAAAACAACACGAAGAAGCAAACCCGUUCCUAUAUAUGGGCUUCAAUACUUGCCUUGUGCAAAAUGUUGUGAGUUAAUAUCUUUCUCUCAGGGGUAUGUUUUUUCUCCUUGAAUCUUUAGAGUUAUUUCCAGAAUUGCAAAGGAUAUUUCAAAAAACCAUGUCUGAAUUCUAAAGGGCCUGUGUACAGACAGUUCUGUGAGUGGAAGGAUACAGAAAAGGGGAGGGUGUCCUACUGAGAGAUGAGGAAGUUAUUGCCUGCAAAUGCUACUGUGUAAUAUGAAUGAAGAGUUGUUAUUUUUUUUUUAAAGAUUGAGAGCUAUAGUAUCUUAAAAAAAAAACUAAUGAUUUUUGGGAAGUGGCAGCAAAACGAAUUUAAUUACCGUGAUAAUUAAAAAACAAUUUAUUUGUUAUCAACUCUAUUUUUCCAAUGCAAAAAGUAUAGGAUUUAUGAACCUCGAAUGAUUGGAAGUGUAGGUUUGAUUUAGAAAAGGAAUCUGAAUAGAAAUGAUUCCUUUCCAUAGGUAACAAUAUUUGACCUCAAAUUUGGUUAUUAAGCUAAUAAAGGAGUCCACCUACGUAAAGCAAAAGUCAAGGUAAGUUAUAUUGAAAGUCACCAAAGUGCUUUCUAAAUUAUAAAAGAUUGUCACAAUGUGUUCCAUUUACAAGCAUUCAUAAGUAACUUAUUUUAGGAAUUCUGUUUAGAAAAAUGUGCUUGUCUACACCUUUUCAGAAGCACAGCUAUCGGAAUAGCAAAUGAAUUUCAAACGGAUCCUCAGAACACAUUAGGGUGGGUGUUAUGUUUAGAGCUUGAAUAUUCUUAAUGAAGUUUAUUCAUUUUAUGAUUCAACAGCACUACGAGUCUCUAGGAUAAAUACGUGUCCUCAACGAGAAUUUGCUUUGGCGUCCUUUCCCUAUCCUUAGGAAGAAAAUCCAGGCCCGGACUUCCAGGUCCCUGAGGGGCACCUCAUCUUUACUUCUCUGGGGCACCUCUCAGUCCCUAGGUGCAAAUCUUUGCUCAGCCCCUCUUUAGCUGUGAGACCUCAGGCAAGUUACUUAGCUUCUCUGUUACUUAGUCCUAGGUCAUUCAUUAGUCAUCUGGGGAUAAACAGUCUUUUCUUCAUAGGUUUGUUGCAGGAUUAAAUCCAUUUAUGUCAAGUUUAAGCACGGUUGCUGACUGGUGUCUAAUAGCUCCUCAGUAGGUCUGAGCAAUGAUACUAUCAAUAAUGGGCAGCUCUCACUCUUCCUGAAGAAUCAGCAUGAAUAACAAGGGAUUGUUUUUUUUUUUGCAACACCUUUUUAUUUUUUUAUUUUUUGCAACAUUUCAGUACAUACACAGAAUUUGCAUCAGAGCAAAUCAUUUUCAGUGAACACUCAGUAUUAUGUAGGUACAAUAUCUUCUCUUCAAUGCCCUAGCAUCAGUUGUCUGAUGACAAAAUAAAAAGACAAAGGGAGAAAAAAAAUCCUGGCAAGGGGACAAGUUUCGAGUAUUGUUUGAAAGCAUGCAUUGUAUUCAGGUGGCCUGGCAGCCUACUGUAAACACGGAGAGAUGUAAGGAGGAAAUUAGAACCCAUUCUGGGCCCAUAAAAUGGAUGUCUUUUCAACUAAACAGAUUGCUAUCAGCCAACAGAGCCGACUCCUGUUCCUUUUGCCUGGUCAUUUCCUUUGCUGAGUGUCCGUAAGAACCACCCACUUGGGUGUUUCUCAGGAUUGUAGGUUUUUAGGUCAAAGGGAAACCCAGGGCAGUGCCUGGACAAGCCCAAGGCUCAGUUACAUUAUGCACGAGCUGGAUGACAUUGACCCCGAGGCUGUCGCGCCCCAGUUUGCGUGGAUGGUCUGGCUGUGCGGCCGCUGGCAACCAGGAGCCCAGGCAGUGCGGAAUGGACGGGACACCGGAGCCUCUGGCCAUGACCGUCCACCUCCUCGCCCACUCUGGCCAUGGCUUGCUUCUGCAGCAAACUCUGGAUCAGCUCCUGGACUGCAUUUGCCCAGACGUCCGUCCCUUUCUGGUGUCAGAGCGGGUCAGUCCAGUGAAAUGCUAUGACAAGUGCCACUCCAAGCGCUCCCGGUUCCCGGGGAUGUCUGUCUUGCUCUUCCUGCACGAGAGCCUGGGAGAGGAGCGGCUAUUUCGCGUUCUUGACUCCCUCCAGCACUGGCCGUGGCAGUGCUACCCCGCCCCGAAUGCUCAGGGGAGGCCGUGUCCCUACGUUCUUGCCAACCAGGAGCUCUACAGUCUGGACAGCCAGAUGCCGGUCUGGGGUGUGCGGCAGGUGUGCUGCGGCAUCCAGAUCCUGAGGGUGACGGUCUACUGCAGCUUUGAUAACUACGAGGAUGCCAUCAGACUCUAUGAGUUGAUCCUGCAGAAGGAAGCCACCGCGCGGAAGAGCAACUUCUGUUUCUUCGUGCUCCAUGCCACCGAGCGCUUCGCUCUGCAGUUCUCCCUGGAGCAGCUGCCCCUCGGAAUGUCAGUGGAGCCCAAGGAGUCUUCAGUGCUGCAGUUCAAGGUUCAAGAGAUCGGCCAGCUGGUGCCUCUGCUACCCCACCCGUGCGUCCCCAUCAGCCGCACCAGGUGGCAAACACAGGACUACGAUGGCAACAAGAUCCUGCUUCAGGUCCAAUUGAAUCCAGGACUUGGUGUCAGGAAUGGCGAGCUUUCCUUUCUGAAUGGCACCUCGGGAGCUGACACACUUCCCCAGGGCUCCCGGCUGGUCCCUGUCUCCACAAGGAGGACCCUGGAGCCAAGAUGCCGAAGGAGCCGGUCCAGAAGGCUCAAGGUGGGUUCUCUGGAUUUCCCGGAGCCUGCUGAGAGCCCUGUGUCAGACAACUUUAGUGGCAAAUCGUGGAAAAGCCCUGGCUGCUCGUCCCAGGACUGGAGCUCCACCAUGGGCAUCCGGAUGCAUCCGCCUUCUCCCCACCUCCAACCUGGGGCCAGAGAAAAGGUCCUCAGCCCGCAAGAUAGCUUUGAGAAGCUGGAGGCAGAAACAAAUGUUGACACGGGGUGCACUGUGGUCAAUUCUGAACCCCGACAAUCUUUUCUGAGCAGAUUUUCAAGGGAUCUCCGGACCAGCCAGCCACCACCCCGCUUACUAGACCCCUCCUUAGGGGUAACUGCCUCCAAGAACAAUAGAAUCUUUAAGGCAAGGACCCAUUCUUCAUCACUUGCUGGCCAAAGGGAUCUUGGUGCAAGGAAGAUAAUCUCAAAAUGUCCCCUUCACCUGCUGGUCCAGGGUGAAGAAAAAGAAGAAGAAUUCUUUAUAUAGCAUAAAACAAAUGUGGUUUUCUAAAACACAAGAUCAGUUACAGUGUUCUAGAAAUGGAGCAGUGACCUAAAAUCAGACGUUUUCUUGGUCAUGUGAUGAGUCCUGAAUGUUAGCCACACACAGUUCUGUAUUGCUUUUAUUUCAAAUGUGCAUAGUCUAACGGUGCUGUGAAGCGUUGUUUAUUUGCCGUCAUGGUCAUGAGGGAAUGCAGCCAACACACAGGGAGAAAGCCCAAGGCCCUCUGUCCCUAGAGACACACUAACCCAGCUGGGUGCGUUGAGUUCAGCACCUAUCAGGAAUAAUUGCAGCUUAUGCAAAUGAAUCGGACGUGUUAUGCAAUGCUGAUGAGUGGAUGUAAUUUCGUUUUAAUUUUUACUUGGGUUGCAUAGCUCAUCCCCCUGGACAACAUGGACUAUUUAUUCUUUAGUGUUUUUUAAUUUUUAUGUGACCUCCUUUGGUAACGAGGCCCUGUACACCACAUAGCCUCUAGCGAUUUUGCCUUUAAAGUUGUUUGCAUCUAGAAUGAGUUCACACGCAAGUGUUUUGAAAAUUACAAACAAUUAAUUUUUUUUCCUGUUUAAUGAGCAGAAACACUGCAAGUCAAGAGAUCAGGUGGAAAAUGAAAGCAAGGCUUUAGGAUUUCCCUGCUCUUCCAUUUCUCAUUUGUUUCUGCACAACCCUACAGGGGCCAGUGGUUCCCGUUUCUAACCAGAGAGGAAUGUGAUAUGAGUGGAUGAUUCCAGAUCUUUACUCGACGUAGCAGGACGAGUAAAUGGGUUGUUGGAGCAGGACUUGGGUUCUUCUGGCCAUGUUCAAACUCCUAAAUUUCUUUGCAGUACGCAUUCAUCCAUUUAUACAUUCAUUCAUUCACCAAAUAUCUAUUGAGCACCUACCUUUGAGUAAGACAUGGAUGUAUGGUCCACAUAUGUUCUGUGGCCAUCAAACCCAAAAGGUAUUUAGGGUCUCACCAGUAGAAAUCCAUUCUAUCAAUACUUGAGAAUAUAUUGAAGUCCUAAUUCUUCUGGGACCCUUUUCCACAGUUGGCUUUCACACUUGCUGCUCGAGGCUGUAGUAAGCAGGUGGAGACGGCAUAUUAUGAAUUGUAAUUAUAACCAAGAUGGACAAAUUCUCAUUGCUCAUGUGCUAUAUUUUUUUUUUUUGUUGGAUCUAUACACACAUUUUUUAAAAAUCUGAGGUCUGUGUGUUGUGGUUAAUUUAUAAAGUUAUUUGACCCCAUGGACUUUAUUCUCCAGGACAGAUAUUAUGUAAGAUUAUAAAUGCUGAUUUAGCUGGAUCUUCUGGUGACCCUGAUACUUAGUAUACCCACUUAGAGAGAAGGAUGAGUUCAGGCCCAAGGGUGAGUCUUAGGGCAGGGACGCCCACUGAGUUUGGGUGCUCUGCUGAGCUUCAAAAACUGAAAAGGAGAGUUCCAAAGCCACAAAGACAAGACUUCUAUGUUGAUUUUAUGUUUCUGGGCUCAUGACCUCAGCACUUUCCCAUUCUCAUUUUCUUUCUCCCUGCCCCCCAGAUUAAAGUUAGAUUUUAGGCAGUGGAAUGAAGAACUUAAUUUUGGUCUGAUUUUCUAGAAUAAGAGUUAAAAAAAGAUUGAAAGUCUGAUUUAAAUGGACCUAUUGAUCUGCCUUGAAAAGCACAGCAGGGGGGCAGUUCUGAAAUUUCUUUCCCACUUUCUUUGAGGUUCCCUAAAUUCUUUAACAUAAUACAUGGGUGAGACUAUGAACUACAUGGAAAUUAUGAGGAAUACUGGAAAAUGUGAAGGAGUACCUUACAAAUUUGACUAGCAAAAUAAUACACUCUUAAAAUGGCACUGACUCUGCUCCCCAUCACAGGAAUUCAAGUUACAACAUGGUGGGAUGGCCAUCACAGUGGGUCAGGGUGCCAAAGGUCCCACUUUGGGCCUCAGCUUUUAAAUUUACUACUUAUUGGACCUUGAAAUGUCAGCGUCCUUGAUCCUCUGUUGCCUUUCCUCUUGUAACAAAAAGUUGUUAAGAGAAUCAAGAUGAUGCACAUGAAAGCAUUUAGAUACUG
Molecule: messenger RNA, 5906 nt
Organism: Ailuropoda melanoleuca (giant panda)
Lineage: Eukaryota; Metazoa; Chordata; Mammalia; Carnivora; Ursidae
Gene: FAM124B
Product: family with sequence similarity 124 member B
Exons: 4
Coding region: 2391-3860 (489 amino acids)
Cellular component (GO): nucleoplasm
Source: RefSeq, a predicted model, not a curated record